AUGGCUUCUACAAUGAAGGUUGAGAUCAUUCAAAGAGAAACCAUCAAACCAUCCUCUCCCACUCCUCCAAAUCUCAAAAUCCACAAAAUUUCUCUUCUGGAUCAAGUAUUGGUCACAAACUAUGUUCCCAUCGUUCUUUUCUACGCUGCCAAUGGAGAACAUAUCACUGACCGUAUUCUUAAUCAAAGAUCGCAACUUCUGAAGCAAUCGUUAUCAGAAGCUCUCACUCAGUACUACCCACUCGCGGGGAGAAUCAAAGACCACCUCUCCAUCGAAUGCAACGACGAGGGGGCUGAGUUUGUGGAAGCUCGAAUCAAUUGUUCUUUAUCCGACCACCUCAGAAACCCGGAUAUCCAACAAUUUGAGGGACUCAUUCCGGCCAAGUUUACAACCCCCGUGACAACCGAGUCUAGUUUAGUGCUUGUUCAAGCCAACUAUUUCCAAUGUGGUGGCGUCGCCAUGGCGUUCUGCCUUUCCCACAAGAUCGUUGAUGGAGUCACCUAUUUUACAUUCAUCAACAAAUGGGCUUCUAUAGUUCGUGGCUCAGACGACGGAACCCUCCCGGACCUAACCAUCGCAUCGUCUCUUUUUCCUCCCCAAGAUUCUCAAAUCCCGGCUUUUGAAUUUCCUCCUAUCAAGCAAUGCGUGAGGAGAAGGUUCAUUUUCACUCCUUCGAGUAUAGCGGCGCUCAAGGCUAAAAUCGCCGGUGAAGGUGUGGAAAACCCGACGACAAUAGAAGUCGUCGGGGCACAUAUUUGGAAAUGUAUAAUUACAGCGGCAAGAUCACUCGGAAGGGAAUCGGGCGUAUACAUAUGUGGCCAGUCUGUAGACAUGCGACGGAGAUUUUCUCCUCCGAUAUCCGAAACCUCGGUUGGAAAUCUCUUAGCACCAUUGGCUACGGUCGCGGAAUUAGAGGGAGACGAGGAGAUAGAUCUGCACUCUUUAGUUCUUAAACUAAGAAGAGUGGCAAAUGAAUUCAAGGUUAAGAAAGGAGAAAAUAUAUUUGCGGAAUUAAAUGAAGAGAUGAUGAGUUUGGUAAGGGAAAAGAAUGCACACUCCUUUUUUCUGACUAUUUCGUGCGAAAUGCCUGUGUACGAAGCUGAUUUCGGGUGGGGAAAACCUAUAUGGUUUACAAACGUCAUGGCCUCUGUGUCGAAUUUCGUCACCUUAAACAAUACAAGCGAGGGUGAUGGAUCAGUUGAAGUGAUACUAGUGUUGGUUGAAGAAGAGAUGGCGGUUUUGGAAGGCAAUGAAGAAUUGCUUGAAUUCGCCACUUUCAGUCCCAGUAUUGUUUGA
Molecule: messenger RNA, 1296 nt
Organism: Tripterygium wilfordii
Lineage: Eukaryota; Viridiplantae; Streptophyta; Magnoliopsida; Celastrales; Celastraceae
Product: stemmadenine O-acetyltransferase-like
Exons: 1
Coding region: 1-1296 (431 amino acids)
Source: RefSeq, a predicted model, not a curated record